GGGUUGUACAUCAUGUUGUUCUGGCACUACAUCAUCUUGUCCAACUCCUAGGAUAGGUGAGAUCAGAGACCUUAUGAUUGACCCUGAGGCCUCUGAGUUGGUAAGUACCUUUGUUUCAGACAUGGACAAUCUUACCCAGUCUAUCAGGGCAUCCUGCUCUCCUGCACAGAGUGAGCAGAUCCUUCUUGAAAACCAUCAGAGUAAGAUCUGGUCUUACACUGUUGGUUGUUACUACGACAUGAAAAAUACGCUGAAGAGGAUUCUUACCUGUCCAGAAAAAGGGUAUCUCGCAAGUACAUUUGUGGAGAGCACAAAAGAUUAUUUCACAAUGGUUCCAACUUUGUGCCUAGACAUCGGUCAUUCCAGUAAUGGUGAGGCUGACACAUCGGACUCCAUUUCUUGUAAACCACUUUUAAUAACCCCCUCAUCUAUGAAUGAACAAAAAGGACAAAGUGAGACCCCAAAACCUCUCUUGGCUCUCAAAAAGUAUUUGCAAGACCAAGUCCUCCUUGACACCACAAAAGCGAUUGCCAGCCAGGUUCUUGUCUUGUAUAAGACUGAGGUGAUGGAGAAGUUCUCAUCUUCUGUUGGAGAGUGUGAUUCUGAAGAGUCUCUGGAGGCCAUUCUAUUUGUGGAUGGCAUCAUGUCUGACUUGAAUGAUUUCACCAGUUCGUGUUCCCCCUCACCAUCUGAGUUGUUAGACAGUGAACAAUGUCUCUCCCAUCUCACUUUUCCACUUGGUCUGCAGGACAGGACCACCAACAGUGAAUCUACCCAGAGUCUUCCAGUUAUAAAUAUGAAGAAACUCUCCAGUGUGUCUUUCCAGACAAAGGCUAGAAAGGCAGUGAGCGAAGCCCUGAGAUCUGUCAACCCCUUUACAAACAGCUUACUGGGAGACUCUGAAGCAUCUAAAUUGCUGGACACUUUUGUAACAGAUGUGGAGACUAUUGUUCAGUCCAUGCAGGCACAUCACUCUGAAAAUGUCAGAAUUUCAAAAGUGAGCACCCUUUCUGCUGCUCGUAUUAUAUAUCAUAGAUUUCGAGAAAUGCUGAGGCGGUUUCUCACUCCCUGCCAAGACUCUGUAAAGGUCAUCGAUGGUGUUACACCAAUACAUGAUGAGACUCUCAAACAGGCUCCUAGUGAAAGUUUAGAUUCUCAGGUGACUUGUAAUAGGGAUUCUCUUGAAAUCCAAGCGGACCUUCAAACCUGUACCAAGGAGGUCAUUAGUCAGAUCCUCACUGUGUAUCACUCUGAGGAAUCCAUGGAGGAAUACCUCUCUAGCCUAAAAGGAGAUACAGAAGACCUGUCCAAGCUUUUGGAUGCCGUUGUUUCUCAGAUUGACGUCCUUGCCGCCUCCAAAUCAUAUUUAUCUGUUGAUGACUAUGCUGUCAAUACACAGGACAAUUUGCAUGGUGAGAUCAACAAUGAUGAGGAGGAAGCAUCCUCUAGAAGUCUUAAAUCCACAGCCUUUGACAAAUUAUGUACUGAUGAGUUUCAAACUAAAGCCUCACAUUUGGCUGGUGGGAUCCUUCAAUCAGGGUUGAUUGCCAUUGUAAAUACCAGCCUUGAUGGUAGAAGUGCAGACAUUUGUACAGAGUCCAGUAAUGAUGGUGAUGAUAGAGAUUUCAAAAUCCUUCAGAACCGUGGAACUCCACCUUUGUUCACCUCUUCUCUGCACACCAAUUCUGCAGCAUCCAACAUCGUCAUAAGCAUCACUAAAGACCUUAAUAGCAUCACCCAGAUGACUAAAAUGUCUGAUGCUUCAGUGUCUGGCCAGUUAGAGAGAUCCCUGUCAGCUUCAACCCUUCCUGUCAGUGUUCACAACGGGGUCAAUGUGAAAGGAAAGAUCAUUUGGCCAGGCACUGUUAACCUGUUCAACAAUGUGUUCAUCAAGGUCAAGGAUUUUUUUGCCCAGCAACAACCAGUACUCCUAGACAAUGUGGUUGAGGCCUCCAAACAUGCCGAAUCCAUAUGCAGAACAGCUACUUCUACACAAAUUACUUACAAUGAACAUGAAGGCAGCCAGACCAGCAUGGUAAAUUAUUCCAAAGCCUUAAUUAGUCAGACUCUGAUGACAAUCCAGAGGAGAGUGUUUAUGUCAGAGAGGAUGAGCACCUCAGAGAAAGCCCUCUUGACUCGUUCCAUCGUGGGCUCCAUGUUGGAGGAUGUUGACAUGGUGAGAAGUGAUGGACACGAGAUACACCGGCCAUCCUCCUCAAAGUCCUCCCUGUCCAUCACCUCUGCCAUGACCAGAGGGUCCCAGAGUGAUUUGACAAAUUCUCUUCCAGGCACUCCAGUCCCCAAUGAGUGGCCUGUUGAAAUCUAUUGUCCUAUCAUUAGGAGUUCGGUCAUUGAUAUGAGUGACUCCUCAACUCAUUCACAAGGGUCAACAAAUUACACAAGGCAAACCAUCUCUGCCAUAGUUGACACUGUUAUGGAGGUCAUUCCAAGAGAAGAUACGAAACACACAGCCACUGCAGAUGAUGUCACUUCUUUUACAAGAAGACUUGCGAGACUCAGCCCCAGGGACGGUCUUCAGAACUUCUCACAUGAGCUCACUGACAAAGUUUAUGAGCUCAUAAAAAGUCACAACACCCCCCAGGCUCUUUUUGUGCCAGCUGGCAAGAGCGUGUCUGACUCUAUUCUUUUGAAGCUGAAGACAGGAUUGAAUGCUUCUGAAGAAUCCAGGGAGUUUCCAUCUGACCUUGUAUACUCCUUUGCUACGGAGUCAAUAAAACGUCUGCUACAGCAGAUUGUCUUCUGGCUUCCUCCACCAUCACAAGGAUCCGAUUUCUGCCAAACUAUCAUCUCUGAUGGUUCUCUGCAGGAAACAAGUUGGCUUAUGCCGAGCUCUUCUGCCAUCUCCAUUAGUUCCUCACAGGUUUACUUUGACACAAAGAGCCUUUUCACCAAUAUAAUGGUCAAUCAGGUCAUGGAUACCUGUUCUGUGGCCUCCAAUUCAUCAGAAGAAUUAUCAGAGUUGAUGAACAUAAUCAAUGGGUUGUCCCCAACUGAUGCUGGAACACUUGACUCUGACAGACCGGCUCUCAUGACCACUAGCCGUCAGUCUAGUUCCAAAUCAUUGCCUAGACCCCCUCUGUCUGGCAGCAGCACACACAACGGUGGAACUGUGGAUAUUCAAGUUUUAGGAGAGGUGGAAUCCAAGAUGGACAACAAAGAUCUGGAGAUGUCUAGUGUCUCUGUGCAUCCAUCAACUCCAUCAGCCAUGGACUCUGAGACACAUGCAUCAUUUGACUCCACUAGCAAUGACUACACCUCUUUGGUACUUUUACUGAUUGUUAGAUUGCUGUCAAUGAUCACCCCUAUCACAUUACUGGAAUCCUCUGACAUUGGUGAAACAUCAAGAGUUCUCACAAAGAGGAUUCUGUCUGAGUUCUGUGGCACCUCAGGCCUUGAACCAACUCAAGCCUACCCCCAGAAUCUGAAAAUCAAAAAGAUUUUCAAGGCUGUCUACAAGGGGCUUCUUCAAGAAUUUGGGUCAGAGAAGAUGCUCCAGGUUGCAAUGAAGUCAACGGAUUAUGCAUUUGACGAUGCCCUGGUCAAAUCAUUAACUAGGGAACUACUAGCUAAAUGCAAUGAGGCUAGCUCUUCACCUCCCUCCAUGACACAGUUGUCAUCACACAAUGUACUUGGCAGUGACGAGGUAGGUAAUUCUGGGCUUCCAACAACUUGUAGAAAGGAAAAGAAGAGAGGAAGAUUCAGCGCUCUCUGUGGACUCAACCCAAAGUGUACAAAGAAGGUCAACAAGAAGAACCACUGCACUCCAACACCUUCCCAGAACCAGACCCCUGCCGUCAGUGAAAAAGCAAUUGUCAAUGAUCAACAAUCCUGCCGAACAGAGAGUGUAUGCUCCACCAAGAAGAAACCAAGGAAGCGCUCGCUCAUUUCCAGGAUGUUUUCAGCUAUAGGCAAAGCCUUGUCCAGUCCCUUUACUUCCUGCUAUAAAAAGAAGAGUACCUAAUCUAUAUUUCAAAAUAAAUAUUUGAAAUUAACAUAAUUG
Molecule: messenger RNA, 4021 nt
Organism: Oncorhynchus mykiss (rainbow trout)
Lineage: Eukaryota; Metazoa; Chordata; Actinopteri; Salmoniformes; Salmonidae
Source: RefSeq, a predicted model, not a curated record